UAUCAAUAUAUUUACGCACAUGUGCCUAUAUUGCGUCCUUGGCGAAAUUUUAGUGGCUCAGUGCAAUAAAAUAUAUUAUGCGGCAUAUAGUAAUAAAUGGUAUAUUAUGGAUCCAAAAGUUGCAGAAGAUUUAUUGCUCUUAAUGACAAGAGGUUCUAAACAAAUUUGUCUCACUGUUGGAAAAGUGUCUCCUGUUACAAUGGCCACAUUUUGCAGUUUAGUAAAAACAUCUGUUGGGUAUAUAUCCGUUUUGCAUACAACAAGAAGGUAAUAAUAAAAAUGAAAGC
Acromyrmex echinatior (Panamanian leafcutter ant) is the source of this 287-nucleotide messenger RNA. Its product is annotated as odorant receptor 9a-like. Gene Ontology annotation, biological process: sensory perception of smell; detection of chemical stimulus involved in sensory perception of smell. The record is from RefSeq and is a predicted model, not a curated record. Lineage: Eukaryota; Metazoa; Arthropoda; Insecta; Hymenoptera; Formicidae. Gene Ontology annotation, molecular function: olfactory receptor activity; odorant binding. Gene Ontology annotation, cellular component: plasma membrane.